Messenger RNA from Poeciliopsis prolifica (blackstripe livebearer), 1159 nucleotides. Its product is annotated as endonuclease domain-containing 1 protein-like. The transcript is spliced from 3 exons. The record is from RefSeq and is a predicted model, not a curated record. Bases 55 to 1029 code for a protein of 324 amino acids. Lineage: Eukaryota; Metazoa; Chordata; Actinopteri; Cyprinodontiformes; Poeciliidae. Gene Ontology annotation, molecular function: metal ion binding; hydrolase activity; nucleic acid binding.
GCUGAUUCGCUCCUCCUGCUCUCACUGAUCACUCUGCUCGAACCUCUCAGUAGGAUGUCUCAGAGGAUCUCCCUGCCGUCCUCCAUAGCAGCCCUGCUCUUCCUCCUGCCCUGGUUUGGUGGUCUGACUGUCGGAGAGGUCAGCAACAGCUUCAGUCAAUGCCUUGACUUCUUCUAUAACAGAACUCCUCCAAGGGGUCUUGAGAAUGUAGACUAUAAGCAAAUAUGCCAGCUCUACAAGAACAGAUAUCACUUUGCCAGCCUGUAUCGCCGUCAGCAUCGGGCUCCUUUGUUCUCCGCCUACAAACUGAGUCCUGCAGACGGGAAGCGGCCCAAACAACCUUGGAUGUAUGAACCACAGUUGGCGUUUUCCCGUGCCAGUCCUGAAAUGAGACGUUUUAAAAACAUCACUGACCAGAAUGUGGUUGAAAGCCAAGCGGUCCUCGAAGACUACAGGAACUCCGGCUUCUCCAAAGGUCACCUCUGUCCCAGUUUGCACCAGAAGACAAUGGAUGACAGAGAAUCCACUUUUACUCUGACAAACAUAGUGCCUCAGCAGAUCGGCUCCAACUCUGGCCCCUGGAGCACGCUGGAGAACGAGUUGUUGGCGAGGUACAAAAACUUCUGCAUCGGGCCAAUGUACGUAAUCACCGGUGUCAUGCCUUACGAAUCAGAGACGCACUGGAUCAAUAACAGAGUGUCUGUGCCUGAGUACAUGUGGUCUGCUUACUGCUGCCCUGUAUUCAAACCGAACCUCCUCAAGGGGAUGGAGCAACGCUUUCCUACAUAUGCUGCAGUGGGAAGAAAUGAUCCCAACAGCGGACAGGAGAUUGUGCCUGUUGAUGAUACAGUGAAGCCUUCUGUACGAGGCUAUGAUGUGAAGCAGAUGACCUUGGAGGCUUUGGAGGGCAUCCUGUCCCGGAGACUGAACGUGUCUGUCACCCUGUUCGAUGGGAACUGUCAAAACCCUUAUAUGGAAAGAUUUAGAGAACGGUUUUAUUACUUGCUGUUGAGAUAUAAACAUUUUUAGCAAUGAAUUUCACAAAUCCUGUGUUUUUUCAACAAACCCCAUCUUUGAAGAAGAUAAUUUUGAAAAUAUUGUAGUAAACCAGAAUUAAUUUUGUUGUCUUUCUUUUAAUUCGGGUCCAUGUUACAAUAGA